GAUUGACAGGUGUACUUUAAAUAUUUGAAAAUCCUUAUAUAUUUUAUAAGUUGUCUGAGAACUGAUUUCAUAUAAGAAUGGGUAGGAUAAAAUCUAUAGAAGCUAAGCUAAUAAACGCAGAAAUCGAAAGUAGAAUAAAGAAAGAAUGCACAAUAAAAAACAUUGGUAAAAAGUUGUACCUCAAAACUGAAAGAAAGUUCAAAGAAAAUCAUUUAAUUGAUGUUAUGGCGCAAAAUCAACUUUGUAUACAAAUUACAAGGGACAAACUAAUAGAAUACUUAUUAAAAAAAGAAACUGAAAAAGUCAUGGGUAAAACUUUAAAUAUAAAAGAAAAUAUAGAGGAAACUUCGGACGAAGAUGAACAAGCAUAUAAUAAAUGGCGCAAAAAUAAUAAAUUUAAGAUGCCUACUGUUUCUUCUAAGAAAAUGAUGGCGUUUUUGGAAAAAAUGGAUGAGGUUGAAGUUAAGAAAAACGCUGUAGAACAAUGCACAUCAAAAAUGAAUUCACAAAGUAGAUUAAGUUGGAACUCGCCCAAUUGUUUAAUGAAAGCUAUUACUCACAGUAUUUUACACAGGAAAUGGUACAACUUAACAAAAUUAUUACUUAUCCUAGUCCAUUGGACAAACAUUAAAUUAUAUAGACCUAUUGUUUUUGAUUAUUGUGAAAAAAUAUUAAACAAUUAUCACCCUCUAAUUGAAGAGAGUGGACUUAAGGACCAAUUUCAAAUGAUAUUGAGAAGGAAGGACUGAAUAUAUUAUUGUUAUUAUAUUUUUUGUAAUAUAAAAAAGACUUGUUUUAUUUUAAAACCUUUUAUUUAGCUUAA
Messenger RNA from Brassicogethes aeneus, 823 nucleotides. The record is from the annotation of a GenBank genome assembly. Lineage: Eukaryota; Metazoa; Arthropoda; Insecta; Coleoptera; Nitidulidae.